AUGCCUGCCGCACUUUCUCACGCCACUCGCAUCAUCCAUAAGCCCAUCGGGCAGGUUUGGGGUAUCGUCGCCUCCUUCGGUGGGGAGAGCCUUUGGUUUCCAAACGUAACUAAGUCGUCGCUCGAAGGAUUCGGCGUUGGCGCUGUCCGCUCCCUCUGGUUCGGCAAUGGUCCGAAAGGGAAAGAUAACUGGGAUGAGAGCCCCGUACGCGAAAAACUUAUAAGCGCUGACCCGGCCACUCAUUCACUCCGUUGGCAAAUCUUCAACGAAAACAUCGGCAACACUGAAUCAUUUUCAACCCUUGAGCUUCGCUCCAUUGACGAAAACUCGACAGAGAUAGUAUGGUCUGGCGAGACAGAUUUCCCUGACGGAGCCGAACGGGACAACCUGAAGGUGUUUAUCGAGGACAUGUACAACACUGCCAUGGAGGCUAUUGCGAAGAAGUUGGAAACCUGA
Fusarium oxysporum Fo47 is the source of this 456-nucleotide messenger RNA. RefSeq names its product SRPBCC family protein. The transcript has a single exon. NCBI's taxonomy places the organism in Eukaryota, Fungi, Ascomycota, Sordariomycetes, Hypocreales, Nectriaceae. The record is from RefSeq and is a predicted model, not a curated record. Bases 1 to 456 code for a protein of 151 amino acids.